Molecule: messenger RNA, 510 nt
Organism: Peronospora farinosa
Lineage: Eukaryota; Oomycota; Peronosporomycetes; Peronosporales; Peronosporaceae
Source: the annotation of a GenBank genome assembly
AUGAGCGGACUGGAGAGCAAAGUGACGUCGCUAGAAGAGACGACAGAGGCCUCAGAGGUGCGUGUCAAUACGCUAGAAACAAAGAUUGCUUCACUGUCUCUUUUCUCCGUUGAAAUGUGGCCCGCCGUGCGGAUCCGCAAGACGUUCGUAGACUUUUUCAAGUCACAGCAGAAACUUCCCCAUACAUUCUACAAGUCAUGUCCCGUCGUGCCAUUGGACGACCCGACGUUGCUGUUUAUUAAUGCGGGUAUGAACCAGUACAAACCCAUUUUCCUGGGCCAAGUGGACCCGUCACAUCCCAUGGCAAAGCUCGAACGUGCUUGCAACUCGCAUAAAUGCAUUCGUGCUGGUGAGAAACACAACGAUCUGGAUGACGUGGGCAAGGACGUGUAUCAUCAUACAUUCUUUGAGAUGCUGGGCAACUGGAGCUUUGGUAACUAUUUAAAGAAGGAGACAGUGCACAUACGAUAUAAUCUCUUGACGGAAGCUUAUGGUGUUGUGGUGCUGUGA